Molecule: messenger RNA, 952 nt
Organism: Selaginella moellendorffii
Lineage: Eukaryota; Viridiplantae; Streptophyta; Lycopodiopsida; Selaginellales; Selaginellaceae
Exons: 4
Coding region: 8-613 (201 amino acids)
Biological process (GO): sphingoid catabolic process
Cellular component (GO): endoplasmic reticulum
Source: RefSeq, a predicted model, not a curated record
UCUAGCGAUGGCGAGAGGGAUCCUCGAUCUGGAGAAGCAUUUCGCCUUCUAUGGCGCCUAUCACAGCAACAGGAUCAAUGUCGGCAUCCACGUCGUGUUCGUGUGGCCGAUCCUCUUCACAGCGCUCAUUCUAAUGGCGCUGGCGUCGCCGAAGCCGCUGAUGCCCUUGCCGCUGCCCGCCAAGACGCUGCCGCUCCAGGAUUUCAUGGUGAUCAACUACAGCUUCCUGUUUGCUGGAUUCUACGCGCUCUUCUACACGGCGCUGGAUAAGCGCGCUGGCUCGCUGGCGGCCGCGAUGUGCCUGGCGUGUUGGAUUGGGGCCAAUGCGGCAGCUCAAAAAAUGGGAUUUUCUCUUGGAUGGAAGGUUGCUGCUGGUGGCCAGAUUUUUUGCUGGACUGCGCAGUUCAUCGGCCAUGGAGUGUUUGAGCGUCGAGCGCCGGCUCUUUUGGAUAAUCUCGUCCAAGCGCUGCUCAUGGCACCAUUCUUCGUCUUGCUCGAGGUGCUUCAUGACGUGUUUGGAUACGAACCUUACCCGGGGUUUUACAAGAAUGUUCGGAACAAAGUUGGCGCGGAGAUUGCGAAAUUCAGGUCAGGGAAAUCAAAGAAGGUAUGAUCACGUAAGCAAGCAAAGGUUCUAUCUGCAUUGUACAGUCCUGCUUAUAACAUUGAUGGGAUUUGGAAAAACUAGUUUCUGGCCGAUCCAAACGAAGAACUUAAGAGCACUGUUAAGUCAAGCGAUUGACGAAGAAAAAUGCUCCUCGGCUUGCUCUAUCAUCAAGGAGUUCACACAGGGCUCUCUGAUCAAGUGGCUUGGUUUUGACCUUGAGAAGAGAUUUAAAGUGUCCAAACUCACCUUGAGCAGCGGUGGACGCAAACUUGUAUUUCAAACCGACUUCUCGAGUGUCAAACUCUCGAGUUUCUAUAAGAAAAUUGCGUAACUGUGAUGAUAAGA